This is a messenger RNA of Didymodactylos carnosus, 219 nucleotides long. The record is from the annotation of a GenBank genome assembly. Lineage: Eukaryota; Metazoa; Rotifera; Eurotatoria; Philodinida; Philodinidae.
AUGUUUGUUAAUAUUUUGCCCUAUCGCUUCAAACUUGAUCCUCAACAAACAUUUGACGAUAUUGUCGAACAAGUUAAACAAUUAUGCGUGGAAAUAUUUCAGUAUUCCUAUUUACCUUACCAAGAAUUAGCACAAUUACAGUGUUCACAAUGGGACAAUGAAACAAUAGCAUUAUUGAUGCCUUAUGUACAAGUACCGUUUAAUUAUCUUUCAUUCUGA